UUCUGUAAUAAUGGAAAAUGCUCCGCCACUAGAACCCUCUAGCAAUUCUCAUAUUGACCAAAUCGUUUUACCAGACUCAGAAGAAUUGGAUUGGGACCAAAUAACUUACGCUCUUAAUUAUAAACGUAUAUUAUUCAUAAACGACUACCGGACAUGGUUGGAUUUUCACAGUGCAAAUUCCGAAAAUGCAUAUAAAUAUAUGGACUAUAGCCCGGAAGAACUCUGCCAACGUUUUUUACAGCGUGUAUUAUCAAAUAUCAACGAUUAUUGUUUAACUGAAGAUGAGCAACAUCUGCUGAAUCUAUUAGAUCUGCAUCCAGGAUUUCAAAGAAUCGAAAGUGGUUUCAUUGCAUUAACACAAACGGAAAAUCUUACAUUUCCUUGUAAUGAGUCGGCUAUAGAGUUACUUCUGGCCAAUAGUGGGGCGUUGCAUGAAACGAACUUUGUUGCCGAACAGGUUGUUGCAAAUGAUCAAAUUGUAAUUGAAGAUUUUAAAGGACAACAUAGCGUACAUCGCAGAUUUAAUUUUAAUGCAGAAAAUGCAGCAUUGCUUUCGGUGAUUUUGAGUUCGGACGAAGAUUUGCCAAAUUGUGAAGUUUUAACAACAGAGGAAAUGCAUAAGCGUUUAAAAUUGGCUAAAAACAGAUUUGAACAAACUGGUCAGCAAUUGGAAAAUGUAAACAUUACCAUAGAUGAUUUACUUAAGAAACUUAAAGCAAUUAAUGAUUUAAAAUUAGCCAUUUCCAAACUAGUGGAUAAAAGUAUUCGCAACUGUUAAACUUACUAAUUUAAAGUCCUAAAUAAAAAAUAAACAUUUUGCUAAAUUCUUUUUA
This is a messenger RNA of Lucilia cuprina (Australian sheep blowfly), 833 nucleotides long. RefSeq lists its product as uncharacterized. The record is from RefSeq and is a predicted model, not a curated record. NCBI's taxonomy places the organism in Eukaryota, Metazoa, Arthropoda, Insecta, Diptera, Calliphoridae. The transcript has a single exon. The coding region runs from base 11 to 778 and encodes 255 amino acids.